GCGCCGUGCGCGUCUCCCCUGAGGCGGGCGGGCGGCCGGGCCGGGCGGAGGCCGCGGCCGAGCCGGGGGCUCGCGUAGAUGUGCAGCCCGGGGGAGGCCCCCCCUGGGCCGGCCCCGGCCGGGGACCUGCCCCCGGAGUGGGAGACGGAUGACGAGCGCAUGGCCUUCCUGUUCUCUGCCUUCAAGCAGAGCCGCGAGGUGAACAGCACGGAGUGGGACAGCAAGAUGGCCUUCUGGGUCGGGCUGGUUCUGGCCCGCGGCCGGCGGAGGGGCGCGGUGAGGACGUGCCUGAGGGAGCUGCAGAACGGCUUCGAGCGGCGGGGCAGCGUCCCCUUGGGGCUCGGCACCGUCCUCAGGGAGCUGCUGAGACGUGGGAAGCUCCAGAGGGAGUCAGACUUCAUGGCCAGUGUAGACAGCAGCUGGAUCUCAUGGGGCGUGGGAGUUUUCAUCCUGAAGCCCCUCAAGUGGACCCUCUCCAGCGUGCUGGGGGACAGCAAAAUUCCCGAGGAAGAGGAGGUUCUGAUUUACGUGGAGCUGCUGCAGGAGAAGGCAGAGGAAGUUUACCGCCUGUACCAGAGCUCUGCCCUCUCUUCCCACCCCGUGGUCGCGCUCUCCGAGCUCCGCUCCCUCUGUGCCGGCCUCUGCCCCGAUGAAAGGACCUUCUACUUGCUGCUGCUCCAGCUGCAGAAGGAGAAGAGGGUCACCAUCCUGGAACAGAAUGGAGAGAAGAUUGUGAAGUUUGCCCGAGGCCUCCACGCCAAGGUGUCCCCAAUGAAUGAUGUGGACAUUGGAGUUUAUCAGCUGAUGCAGAGUGAGCAGCUGCUGUCACAGAAGGUGGAGUCCCUUUCCCAGGAAGCAGAGAAGUGUAAAGAGGACGCCAGGAGUGCUUGCAGAGCUGGGAAGAAGCAGCUGGCCCUGAGGUGCCUCAAGUCCAAGCGGAGGACGGAGCGGCGCAUCGAGGAGCUGCACUCCAAGCUGGAUGCGGUGCAGGGAAUCCUGGAUCGGAUCUACGCCUCCCAGACCGACCAGAUGGUGUUCAAUGCCUACCAGGCUGGAGUGGGAGCUCUGAAGCUUUCCAUGAAGGAUGUGACUGUGGAGAGGGCAGAGAACCUGGUGGAUCAGAUCCAAGAGCUUUGUGACACUCAAGAUGAAGUGGCCCAGACUCUGGCUGGAGUGGGGAUCAAUGGUCUGGCAGAGAUGGACUCUGAGGAGCUGGAGAAGGAGCUGGACAGUCUCCUGCAGGACUCCAGCAAGGAUUCCCUGGAUCUGCCUCCCGUUCCCCAGAAGGUGCUGAGUGCCCCCAUCUCUGAUGCCGAGCUGGAGGCUGAGCUGGAGCAGCUCUCUGUGUCUGCUGGAGAUCUGGCACAAAAGACUCCCUCUGCUUCUGAACCCAAAACAGCUCUGGGACUGAAUCUCUGAAGAGCCAACAGAAUCCUGUUGCUGCAGUUUGGGAAGUGUCUCAAUGUUCCUUAACUGAUGACCAGAACUUCCAAGGAGAGGGGACACCCCCUGUGCUCCUGGAUCUGUCUUUGCUCAGCAGCAGGAGCUCCUGCCAUGACAAUCCACUCUGGACCUGGCCCCAGCUGGUGUUUGUCAUCUCUGUGCCAACAUCUGGUCUCGAUCUGACUCGUGACCCCCAGUCACUGCCACAUCCAGUCUUCCCUCCUGGGAACACAACUGCAGCCAAGAUAAACUCUUCUGUGUCCAUA
This is a messenger RNA of Onychostruthus taczanowskii (white-rumped snowfinch), 1709 nucleotides long. It is a transcript of the gene CHMP7, whose product is annotated as charged multivesicular body protein 7. Bases 79 to 1419 code for a protein of 446 amino acids. Lineage: Eukaryota; Metazoa; Chordata; Aves; Passeriformes; Passeridae. The transcript has 10 exons. The record is from RefSeq and is a predicted model, not a curated record. Gene Ontology annotation, biological process: vesicle budding from membrane; late endosome to vacuole transport via multivesicular body sorting pathway. Gene Ontology annotation, cellular component: cytoplasmic side of plasma membrane; ESCRT III complex; multivesicular body.